Limulus polyphemus (Atlantic horseshoe crab) is the source of this 3673-nucleotide messenger RNA. RefSeq names its product abl interactor 2-like. The transcript has 8 exons. The record is from RefSeq and is a predicted model, not a curated record. The coding region runs from base 328 to 1617 and encodes 429 amino acids. Gene Ontology annotation, molecular function: SH3 domain binding. NCBI's taxonomy places the organism in Eukaryota, Metazoa, Arthropoda, Merostomata, Xiphosura, Limulidae.
AAACUUUAUAAUUAUUUCUGAUGCUUUGGUUCACAAUAUAUUUGAAGCUACCAAGAUAACUUGCUAUCAGCUAUACACUUCGCGAACGAUAUUAUAGUUUAUUUUACUUUCUGGGGAAAGUUAGAGUACUUUACGAUAGGUUACGCUUUGUUCGCUUUAGUUUAUGAACUAAUUGUCAUACAGUAUAUUAUUAUUAGUCACUUUAGAUAAUUAUUAAACAUUAGUUACAAAUUUAACAUUUUUAUUUUUGCCAAUUUGAGAUUGUUAUCUCGAAGUAUUCUGCUUUAUUACUUUAUAAUACAAACGGCACAUGUUCCCAUAUACAUCAUGUCUAUGGUGGCAGAUUUAAAAUCUCUUAUAGAAAAUGAGAUUCCAGAAGGAAUGGAAAGCCUUCAAGACAGUCACAUUAAUUUGGAAAAAGUUGCACAUUAUUGUGAAGAUAACUACGUUCAAACGGACAACAAAAAACAAGCACUAGAAGAAACAAAGAACUUUACAACCCAGUCAUUAGCUAGUGUAGCUUACCAAAUAAACACACUGGCCUAUAAUCUGCUUCACAUGUUGGACAUGCAGACAACACAGAUGGCUGAAAUGGAAUCUCAGAUUAACCAUAUUUCUGAGACAGUGAUGAUUCAUAAGGAAAAGGUUGCUCGUCGAGAAAUUGGAAUUUUAACAACCAAUAAAAACACAACACGGCAGCAUAAAAUAUUAGCUCCUGCGAAUCCUGAACGUCCAAUUAAGUAUACUCGUAAACCUGUAGAUUUCACAGUCUUGGAUGAUAUUGGUCACGGAGUACGAACUCUUUUAACCAACCCACAUUCAAAACGUACUCCUCCUCAGAUUGUUCAGGGACACAUAAACACCAGUAGUGCAGGGCCUGCUCCAACUACUAAACCUCCAACACCACCUCAGCCAGUAAGAGUAGCUGUUGGAAGUGGAGGAAGUCUUUCCCGCAGCAAUCGUGAAUAUAGGACACUAGCUCCACCUAUAGCUCCACCACAAGUUCCCAGCAAUUAUGCACCAAAUUUUCCUAUUGGUCACCCAAAAGCACCAGAAAUACAACGGGGAAAUGGUUAUUCCACUCUUCCUGCUGUAGGUAACCAACCUCAGUCUUUACAGAACACUGGUGCACAACAACCGCAAGUGGGAAUGGUUCAUCCAAUGUCUCAUCUUCAGCAAAACUUGGAACCUCCUUCACCCACUUCUCCACUUCCACCUCCACCCAUACAAGAAACAUCAAUGGCAUUAUCAAAUGAUAGCCUCCCUGAGCCUCCGUCUAAUCUGACCUGCAGGGAAUACACAGGAAAUGUGUCACCACCACCUCCACCACCUCCAUCUGAACAUGAUCGGAUACACCCGCGAAGCAACAUGCCACCUUCUUCUCAAGCCUUUUUACAGACACGAGGCAGCUCUGCUGAGCCUGACUGGGCACCAAACAAUUAUCUAGAAAAAGUGAUUGCCAUCUAUGAUUAUGUGGCUGACAAAGAAGAUGAAUUGACAUUUGCAGAGAAUGCUGUGAUUUAUGUCAUGAAAAAAAAUGAUGAUGGGUGGUAUGAAGGAAUUUGUGAUGGAAUUACAGGUCUUUUUCCUGGAAACUAUGUGGAAUCAUGCUUGUAAUGUUUACAUGUUGAAAAUAUGAUGAAAUCCUAUAGAACGAUUUGGUUAUUUUACAACCUUAUUUUUAGUGAUAUCUAACAACACUACAUUUAAUGUUCUUGGUUAUUAGCAAAAUUUUGUAUUGUGGUGGAAGUUUUACAAUGAAAUUCUGUCAGAGAAAUCAGUUUUAAGGUUUCUAUUACAAAGUUUGAGUGUUUUAAACGUAACAAAUUUUCUUUGUAAAACUGUUUUAAUACAUGUUAUUCAGCUUAUAUUAUUGUCUUCUAUUAUGAAUAUUUUACUUCUGAAAAGCUGUUUGUCAAUAACUUUGUUAAAAUACAAUACAUUUUUAUAAUUCCUAGAUGAGUUAUGCCACAGACGCAAUUGUACUAUAGUUCAUGUUUGAUUUGAUUUAUAUAUUUUUUGUUUUUUAUUUUCUAUAUUCUAUCAGUUAUAAAUACAACUAACUUAGAUAAUUAAAGACAGGUUUGGUAAUCAUGUGAUAGCCUAAGAAUAAAUCAAAUAGUAAAUUUGUAAGAAAAGUUUUUCAUAAAACUGGAUAUGUAAAGAGUACAUUUUCUUAAAUUGUAAUGUUUAUCCUUCCAAAUUAAAAUCUGCAAGUGAAUUAAUUAUUUUACAUUAGAAUCUCGAGCUCUGAGAAUAAAAUAAUAUAUGAAUGAUAUUGAAAACAAGUAUUGCUUUCUCUUAUGAUGUGUGUAUUGACUAACCUAAUGUGUAUUAAUUCACCUUCAGUAACUCUAUGAUGUGUAUGCUGACUAAUGUAAUGUGUACUAAUUCAACUUAAGUUACUCUAUGAUGUGUGUGUUGACUAAUGUAAUGUGUACUAAUUCAACUUAAGUUACUUUAUGAUGUGUGUGUUGACUAAUGUAAUGUGUACUAAUUCAACUUACAUUACUUUAUGAUGUGUGUGUUGACUAAAGUAAUGUGUACUAAUUCAACUUAAGUUACUUUAUGAUGUGUGUGUUGACUAAAGUAAUGUGUACUAAUUCAACUUAAGUUACUUUAUGAUGUGUGUGUUGACUAAUGUAAUGUGUACUAAUUCAACUUACAUUACUUUAUGAUGUGUGUAUUGACUAAUGUAAUGUGUACUAAUUCAACUUAAGUUACUUGAUGAUGUGUGUGUUGACUAAUGUAAUGUGUACUAAUUCAACUUAAGUUACUUGAUGAUGUGUGUGUUGACUAAUGUAAUGUGUACUAAUUCAACUUAAGUUACUCUAUGAUGUGUGUGUUGACUAAUGUAAUGUGUACUAAUUCAACUUAAGUUACUUUAUGAUGUGUGUAUUGACUAAUGUAAUGUGUACUAAUUCAACUUAAGUUACUUGAUGAUGUGUGUGUUGACUAAUGUAAUGUGUACUAAUUCAACUUAAGUUACUUUAUGAUGUGUGUGUUGACUAAAGUAAUGUGUACUAAUUCAACUUACAUUACUCUAUGAUGUGUGUUGACUAAUGUAAUGUGUACUAAUUCAACUUACAUUACUCUAUGAUGUGUGUUGACUAAUGUAAUGUGUACUAAUUCAACUUACAUUACUCUAUGAUGUGUGUUUGACUAAAGUAAUGUGUACUAAUUCAACUUACAUUACUUUAUGAUGUGUGUGUUGACUAAUAUAAUGUGAACUAAUUCAACUUACAUUACUCUAUGAUGUGUGUGUUGACUAAUGUAAUGUGUACUAAUUCAACUUACAUUACUCUAUGAUGUGUGUGUUGACUAAUGUAAUGUGUACUAAUUCAACUUACAUUACUUUAUGAUGUGUGUGUUGACUAAUGUAAUGUGUACUAAUUCAACUUACAUUACUCUAUGAUGUGUGUGUUGACUAAUGUAAUGUGUACUAAUUCAACUUAAGUUACUUUAUGAUGUGUGUGUUGACUAAUGUAAUGUGUACUAAUUCAACUUACAUUACUCUAUGAUGUGUGUGUUGACUAAUGUAAUGUGUACUAAUUCAACUUUAGUUAUUAUACUGAAUUAAGUAGUGAAUAUUUUUUUCUUCUGAUAUUUGGGAGUAUUGUUACCAAAUUAUUUGAUAAAAGGUGCAUAUGAUUUUGUAAAUAAACUGAAAUAG